Messenger RNA from Strongylus vulgaris, 723 nucleotides. NCBI's taxonomy places the organism in Eukaryota, Metazoa, Nematoda, Chromadorea, Rhabditida, Strongylidae. The record is from the annotation of a GenBank genome assembly.
AUGGCUUCCACAUCAAAGGAUUCUUACGGUGUAGCAACUUAUGCGAUUAGUCGACAUAGGAAAAAUAAAGUGUUUAUCUGGCAAAGUAGGAGGGAACAUGGGAGGGUCUACGAAUUUUUGGUUUCAUCGCGAUUCAAGAUUCCAGGGUUAGUGUCAUGGAAGUGCAUGCAUUGUAUGCAGAUACGCGCAAAACUGAAAAAGCAGGGUAAGGACGUUCGGAGUCUGAAAAUACCUUUGGUUCUUAUCGACAACGAUGUGAUUAAGGAGGACCCUGAUGAACCUUUGAAUGCACAUCAUUUCUGCGAGGGUAAGGAUUUGGUAGAUGCCGUGCUCAAAAGGACUAAGUUGGAGUUCUACGAAAAGUGUUCCUCUACAAAUGAGUUGCCUGAAAUAUCUGCUGAUCGGUUUUCUGAGACUGUACUUGAAGCUGUACCUCUCGAUCUUGACCCUUAUCAAAAACGCCAGAUGAAACAAUCGCUAGACGACAAAUGUGCAAAAGUGAUGAAGAAAGUCAUACGAAAACGGAAGAGAACUGUGUCUGUGGACGCCCACGACAGUUCGGUACGAGAGGAGCAAGAUGAUGAAGUGAGACUGCCUAUGGAUAACGGCUUCCAGAUCGAAGACGUGACGAUAAGGCCACCAGAUGUGAUGGUAGCCUCACUUUCGGGCAUAGAUGAAAAUGACUACAUCGAUGUCGUUGGAGAUACGCAAGAAAUAAUAUAA